Molecule: messenger RNA, 8362 nt
Organism: Paramuricea clavata
Lineage: Eukaryota; Metazoa; Cnidaria; Anthozoa; Malacalcyonacea; Plexauridae
Source: the annotation of a GenBank genome assembly
AGGUUUUAAAGUUGUACGCCUGGGAAAAGUCAUUCAUUGAGAAAGUGUUGGGUAUCCGUAAACUUGAACUGCGUCAACUCAAACUUUCGAAGUUCGUCUGGUCUGCACUUUCAUUCACGUACCUCUGUGCGCCAUUUGCUGUAAGUUAAGGUGUAGUGUAAUGUAAUUUAGCAGCUGUGGUCACCAAUGUAACCGAUGUGGUCACCAAUGCAAUGUCAAGGAAAGAGAAAAACAUUUUCCACCUCUUCAUGGGACUUUCUUUGUAUCUGUCUUUGUAGUUGCAUGCAUUUGACUUUUUCAUUCGUGAACAAUCACUAAUUCUCUUCGUUCCUUCUUUCUCUUCUCUUUCUCUAUUUUCUUUGUUAUUAUUUUAACCUUUUCUUUCUGCUGGCUUCAAGCAUUUUCUGGGAAACCAAUGGUCCCAUGAUUUUCUGUUGCUUCUCACCCACCUGCUAAAUUAUUACCAGUUAUUUGUAGGUGACUUUCAUACAGGGAUUACAUCGAAUGCGAGUUCAAAUUAGUUCAAGGUUGAACCAUUAAAAAGUAGACUUUCUUUUUCAUUAGGUCUCAGUGGUCACAUUUGCCACCUAUGUUUUACUGGGUAAUACCCUGACAGCUUCCAAAGCAUUCGUAGCACUGGCACUGUUCAAUAUUCUACGUUUUCCUUUGACUGCCUUACCAUGGAUGCUCAUGAAUAUUAUACAGGUACGACAACAAGCUGACGUUUUGUGCCCACCGGGGGCCGGUUGUUCAAAAGCCGAUUAGCUUAACCCUGGUUUAACCUAAAAUUCAAAGCAAACGUCCUGACAACUUGUUUAUGAAUUUGGAAAUAUUUCUUCAAAGAUUUUGUCUGGAUCGAUAGAAAUUUUCUUCUCUCAAGUUUUGAAAUAAAUAGACGUGCAGAAAUGCACAAACUAAAACAGCAGGUUAAAUUUUAUCCGAGGGUUAGCGCUAACCCAACUUUGAACGACCGGCCCCGGGUAAAUACCUCGCUCCACGAGCAUGGGCCUGGGGACGAGAAUGUCCAAGGCAAUACGGCGGUUCUGCCUCCUACCAUGGAUAAUAAAAUAAAUGGAUAGGACUCUAGCUGACGUCACAGUCUAAACCUAGUUGCAAUCUGUGACGUCACGCGUAUUGCCAAAGUUCUCGGCAUUUUUGUUGUUUCGCUAUAUUUCCGCUUUAAAAGAGUAAUAUUGAAGCAUAAACUGGUCUAAUUGUUUUAAAAACAUGCCUAUAAGCCACGACAAAGUAUUCAAGGUAAAUGUUUUUCGUCUUUGUUUCGUAUUUUUUUUACAUUUGUAGCUACGAAGUUUAGCUGUAUUAUUGCUAAAUAUGCCGUUUUUGAGAAUUUGGUUUGCAACUAGGUUUCAACAUCCAACCAUGGAUAAUAAAAUAAAUGGAUUGGAAACUUCUGACGUCAUUGACUGCAUCCUUGUUGAAAAACGUGACGUCACGCGUAUUGCGAAUGUUACCAAAGUUCUCGGCAUAUUUGUUGUUUUGCUAUAUUUUCCACUUUAAAAGGGUGAUCUUGAAGCGUAAACUGGUCUAAUUGUUUUAAAAACAUGCCUAAGCCACGACAAAGUAUUCAAGGUAAAUGUUUUUCGUCUUUGUUUUGUAUUUUUUUACAUUUGUAGCUACGAAAUUGGCGUCACAAAUUUUAACGAAAUUUGCGAUGUAUUUUUUACUGUUUAGUGCUUGAAAUAUUUGCUAAAAUUGACUGGGAAUACUUAGAGUUUUCAUCGUAGAAUGGCAUGGUUAUAUUUAUUGACUAAAAUACUUAGCUGUAUUAUUGCUAAACAUGCCGUUUUUGAGAAUUUGAUUUUCAACCAGGUUGAGGCAUCCAACCACGCCAUCAAUCACAGUAAAAACAUUAGGUCACGUCAGCUAGUUUCCUAUCCAUUUAUUUUAUUAUCCAUGAUCCAACCACGCCAUCAUCCCAUUGAAAACAUUAGGUCACGUCAGCUAGAGUCCUAUCCAUUUAUUUUAUUAUCCAUGCAUGCUCUUACAUAGGUCCUGCUGCAGCUUGGGAAGGUCACACACAAAUUAUGCAGGGACUGCGGAAUCUUGCAAAUAAUUAGUCAUUAUUUUACCAAUUAAAUAUGCAGUAAUGAUUUCUAGUAUUUAAGUAGCGAUAGUUUCAACUAAUCGCAAAUACAACUUUCGGCAAAAUCGUAUCUGAUUGAUCCGUUAUAUUUUUCCUUAGCAACGCGUAGCAAUCAUGAAAAUUCACUUUUCGUUGGUCUUUUACGACCUUUUAUAAAUUUAUGGAGGAGAGUGCCACAGUGAAUUAAUUUCUCUGUAGACCACUUGCAUAAAGACGGAUUUAAAUAUUAUUUCAUGUGGAACAUGAUAAGCCUUCUUGGUCUCGCUUGUGUGACUGAUAUUGAAUAUAAAUUUAGAGGAUGUGAGCAUAAAAGAAUUAGAGCAUAAAAUAUGCGCAUUAAAUCUGUCUCAAUUAUGAAAAUGGUCCAUUUGAUUUUUAGGAUAUGAUGAAAACUAGAUGCACGUAAUAAAAACUAACUUUUCAUUUGCUGCGCAUGCGCAAAUAUAGGCAAAUAAUAAGGAAUGCAGUGAUAACUUCUAGAGUGAAAAAUUUGAUCAAUUAAGAUGAUGUUUUUACUAUAAAGAUAUUAAUUUUCUUUUUAUAAUGACAUAAUAUUUAAAAGUCGACCUAUACUGAGUUGAUAUUAUUUUGCAGGCUAUGGUUUCAGCAAAACGUAUAGAAACAUUUCUGUCCUUGCCCGAAUUGGACAGCGAAAAUGUGAAGAAAAGAUCUGAGACUGGUGAGUUACCUUUGCUCACUUUAAUUUCUCAAUUCGAAUGCAUGCAUGCUGCAAUUGCGUAUUUUAAAUCCAAUAGUUUUAAUCUAAUCAAGUUUUGCUGCAUACAAAAAAUAAAUACUAGAUAAAUAGUAAUAUGCAGAAGAAACAAUACAAGGAAACUAAAAGUAAUUCCACAAAAAAAUGAUCAAAAGGAUCAUGCAAAAAAGGGAUUAAUAAAAUAAACCAAAUGUUAUUAUACGCAUCCCAAGAGACACAAUUAAGAUCGAUCAGGAUCAUAAAAUACGGUUUUAUAGUACUGUUGUUUUUUUUAUAACGCUAGCGCGGAAAGUUCUAAUGUUUUCAGGUAGGUCGUUCCAUAAAUAAACUAUUCGGUUAAAAAAGUUUAUAACUUAUAAUAUGGAUACUGGGGUAUGUUGAGUUUUGAUGUACUAAGCUUGCUGCCGUAUCUUAGCCCGUGACGUGGCUAUAAACUAACAUUUUCAAUGCACUUAAUAAAUCUUCUUCAAAGCAAAUCUUUAAAACCAAACUUCAAGAAACAUAUCAGAAGAUGGUCUGAUAUCACGUGACAAGUUUUAGAAGAGACGAACACGUUAUCAUCCAACAUGGUAGCCCCAAACAAACUAUAUUACAGUACUUUGAAAAGUUACCAUCCUUCCUGAAACCAGGCAUGAACAUUAUGAAACCGUUAAUUUUCCAGAGGUUUUAUUCAUAAAAUAUUGGGUUUGGAGAGGAUUAAGAUAACAAUUAUAGGUUUGUCUCACAGGGGUCGUGCAUGUCCCUUGAAUUCCUUGAGAAGUGCUUUUUCAAUACAAAAUAUGUUAAAAGACCUUGAAUGUAUCCAUGUAAUGCACAUAUAUAUGGGCCACUAAAAAGGGUGAAUUUCCCUAGUGUAAAGGGAAUCCCAAAUAACAAUCUUUAAUUCUCUAAUUAAGGGUUCUCUAAUGUGAGUGUUUUGUUUACAAAUACAUGCACGAGCUGACUGCACAAUGAACGAGAAAUUUUCAAUACUGAACGAGGCGAAGCCGAGUGCAGUAUUGAAAAUUUCGAGUUCAUUGUACAGUCAGCAAGUGCAUGUAUUUGUAAACAAAACACGAACUUAAAGUCUCUAACCCAUUUAAUAUAUUAUCUGAGUUCACUGCUUGCAUGCAAUUACUGUACGCCUUUUGUAAACAAAACAAAACAAAACAAAACAAAACAAAAUUAAAUUAAAUUAAAUUAAAUUAAAUUAAAACAAAGCAAUUCCAGUUUGGAAAACAUUUACUAACACAUUUUUAUCAUAAGUUUUUACCAAUAGUCUAAUUUUAAGUACAUUGCAAAAUAAUUGCGUACAACUGUUUUUAAAACAAGACAGCGAAUACAAUGAAAAACCCGACUAGACUUAAAAAUAAUUGUUUUUGUUUGUGGAAACACCACGUAAAUUUAUUACUGCAAAGCUUUCGAUCCGUAAGCCCGGAUCUUCAUUCAAAGAACUUAUUACCGACUAGACUUUUUAAGCAGGAAUUGUACACGCGACAAAAUCGUGAAAAGUCAGUUUUUGCUUCGUUUAUUUACCUUGUUGCACCAGUUUGUUUGGCUUUUUAUACUUUUAGACAUUGCAUUAUCUACAAUUUGAUUAAUUUCGUCUUCACUGACUCGUGUAAACCUUGAAAUAAUGCACGUUUUUUAUGCGUUAUUGUCAAUAAUGCACUCGCCGAAUUCGUUGUUGCCAGGUAACAAAAACACACGUGAUCGAUUUUGACCAAUGGCGUGCGUGUAUUUUGUACAGUGAACGAAGAUUAUAUAUUAAAAGUGAAUAAACCAUACUGUGCCAAAUAGUCUCUCAAGGUUCGGUCACACGAGGUAACAAGUUGCAGGGACUGGUCGCAGGGACGAAUUUCAUCGUGUGACAUAUGUACAAAUAUUGUCGCGUGGAUUGAUUUUUGCAUGAAUUGUCAUGCAUGAAGUAGUCAUGUUGCCAUGCAGAAGUCUAAGAGUUUUAGGAAUCGAAAGGUCUAGAAAGGACUUCAGCGUUAAGCAAAUUGUUUUGUACUUUGAUAAUUCACCGAGCACGUUUCUAAAUAAUGCAUAUCAUGGUUGGCAGAAACAGCCAUUUUUUCCUCGGGAAUUUAAUAUACUCAGAAAUUUUAUUGUUAAUGAUACCCUCAAGUCUUAACUGUCAAUAUCUGUUGAAAGUUUUAGUAUCAUUACCUAUUUUCUUCAGUUCAUUCGAAAACUGUCUUCCAUUCGAAAAUUGUCUUCUUUUUGUGAUAAUUGUUUUCUUCCAUACUUCAGAUGAAGUUAUCAGUAUAGAUGAUGGUACCUUCUCGUGGGCAGAAAACCAACCAGCCAUUCUCAAGAAGUGAGUAUUAGUAUUAUUUAAGAUAGAGUUUGGAAUUAGCUCCUCGAGUGGGAUGAUGCUUUGUAGAGCUGCUCCGAUUAAAUUUGUCGACGACCAAUGGACAUUUGACGAUUAAUGAGCACUAGUAGUAUCAGAGAAAUAAAAAAGAAUUCAUUUGAUCACAUCGACAAUACCAUCUCGUAAUUGUUUUCAAACGGGAAAGAAGUUAUUCAAGUAUCAUGCUAUAUCAUACACGGCUGUUUUGUUGAUAGGCAAAAACAAAAAAAUAAUCGAUCUUCGAGAGCAGCUCUAAUACUUUACAAUUUAACUAUAUAGCAUUAAGCAAUUCAACUACAUUCAUAUUUGAUAAUAUUUUAUUUAGUAUCAACUUUCGUAUAAAAAAGGGUUCUUUGGUUGCUGUUGUUGGUCAAGUUGGUUGUGGAAAGUCUUCCUUACUUUCCGCAUUGCUGGGAGAAAUGGAAAAAUCAAGCGGGCAGGUCGUAAAAAAUGUACGUAUAGAUCUUAUAUGAACUAUAGUAAUAGAACACGUCAUGCAAUUAUCGUGUGUCCAUACAAUUCUCGAAACACGCGAGAAAAAAUGAGAUUUCAGUAUAACUUGGUCAAUUUUAAAACACGCGAUUUUCUUACCCCUGCGGAUUGAAAAGAUGUAAUAUUGUUUUGGCGAAAAAAUACGUAUCAUGAAAGAUGAUAAACAAAGAUCGGCAAUGGGUUCGACUUGACAAAAAUGUAAGCACAAAAGUUAAUUUUAAAUAAAUAACUAAAGAAUGAGAGGAAUGCAUGAAGUGUUUGAACGUCCAUUCGCCCACGUUUCGACCAUAACCAUUUAAGCAACUCACUUUUUUCGGAACAGUGCCGACACUUGUCGCCGCCCACCCCAAUAAUUUCUGAAAUCCCUUGAAUGAUAUAGCUGAGUAACUGUGUAACAAAGCUGUAACAAUAUUUUUUCAACCAUGAAAGCACUGGUAGGCCAUAUAUUGCAUGACAUUUACGGCAUACAAAAAGUGGUCAUAUGAUGGCAACCUAAUUCGCUCCCUUCUCCCCCUUCAAUAUUUCGCGACAUUUUUGCCACUGUUUCGGAAUUUGCCAGCCACCUGAAGAUUCCUUCAUUGGAUGUAGUGGUAACCUUUUGGUGAGUGAAAGCCAUAUUUACGCUAUCUUUAUGAUAUCGAGCACUCGUUAUCAUUUAAACUCACGCAUGCUCUAAUAUUCUUUGUAUAUUAUUCCAUUCCUGCAGGGAUCAACAGCGUAUGUUCCUCAGCAAGCUUGGAUUCAAAAUGACACAGUGAGAGAAAAUAUUCUCUUUGGGAAAUGUUAUGAUCCUAAACGUUACCACAAAGUAAUUGAUAGCUGUGCAUUGACACCAGAUCUUGAAGUUCUUGCUGGAGGAGAUAAAACACAGAUCGGAGAGAGGGUAAGACACUGGUAAAAUUAUAAUUAGAGAGCUUAAGCAAGCCACGUUUUGACAACACGUACGCCAACCGGAAGUCAAUGGAGCUGUUAUAGAUGGCGAGUGGUGGAGAUAGCCGUUCUUAUUUGAAACUACAAACGUAAAACACAGCUGAAACGGCAACCUGAAGGGAAGAAGUGAGGCAAACAAAAAUGCCAACGCCACCUGACACCACUGCUUAUGCAUGCUGCGUACCCCACAGUUGCUAACGCCGUCGAAUGUCAUCAGUCAUCACCAGCUCGCAGAGUAGAUAUGAUACAAAGGUUCGACUCAACCAAAAAACCCGUAACCGCUGCCACGUAAUGAUUCGCCAUCGAAAUGCACUCGCCAUGGUCGUAGCCAGUGCGUUUACGAGAGGCAUUAGAGAGGUUUAGCAAAGACGACGCGACGUCAAAGACGACGUGAAAAUGGCGUAAAAUUGGCGUGAUAUGCCCAUCUAUAGAUCUGCCCAUCUAUAGAUCUGCCCACGCCAUUUUUACGCCUUUUUACGUCGUCUUUGACGUCGCGUCGUCUUUGCUAAACCUCUGUAUUAACCCUGAACGUCCACCAUUUUGAAUGUUUUAGGGGGUUAUGGCAUCUUCUUAGCGCACUGGCUAGGACCAUGGCGAGGACCAUGACCAUCAAAAUUUAGGCUGAUAGCGAGAUUACCGCGUAUCUACGUGGUGCAGCCUGGCUGAAAAAAGUACCAAGUCGUAAUAUUAUUGGCGUACUUCUGGUGCAUAAGUACGCGGUUUAUCCCAGCCUGAAUUAGCCAAAUAGAAUCUAUUUGCAAUAAAAUAAAUGCUAUUAAUUAUGCGUGCAUUGCAUAUGGCUACCGUGGCGAAUCAUGCUGAUAUUCUCGAAUAAAAACAUCCACAUGUAUGUAAAAAGUCAGUCAACGCUCUGCCGAAUGUUGUGCAUUUUCUGUAGGUACCCUGGUUUUCUCCUAUAACAAUAGGAAUGUUGGCAGUGUGGCCGGGUUAGGAUAUACUGUAUAUAGGAUUAGAUCCAGUUGAAAUACAUAGCGUGAUUAAAGAAUUAGUGCCAGGGUCAUGCAUUGCGGGCUUUUGUUAUUGUUUACAUUUUACUUAAAUACAACAAAUAGCGAUAAAAAUACCUUGUUUGGUGCAUUUCUGAUAAAAAAUUACACAAAAAGAGCAAGGAUUAGAAAAGGAUGGUUUAAAUAUAUGACGUAUUGUAAAAACUUUCCAGAUCAUCUAAUCUAUUCGUCCCGAAAAAUGGCCGCUAGCAGGAGUUUGAGCCAUCGAAUUCCUGGUGUGACACUAAUCCUUUAAAUGAAUGCCAUGAUUACUAUACAACAUAAAUCUUAAAACAUACUUUGAAAGCACACAGCAGUCAUGGUUUUAUCCAUGCAUUGUUUUAGGGUGUAAAUCUGAGUGGUGGUCAAAAACAGCGUAUCAACCUAGCAAGAGCUGUGUAUUUCAAUGCAGACAUUUAUUUACUUGAUGAUCCUCUCAGUGCAGUGGAUGCUCAUGUUGGUAAACAUAUCUUUGAUCAUGUCAUUGGACCUCAAGGUUGCCUUAAAAAGAAAGUAAGUCUUAGUUAUAAUUCUUUAACUACCCACGAUUGACGAAGAAUAAUAAUGACUUGCUCAAAUGGUAGAGAGCCGGUUGUAUCAACAUUCCUAAUAAUGGCUAAAGGCUAAAAGCUAUGAACCUAUACAGGUAUGGACCUCGCAAUAAACAAACUCUUUAAUUUAUAAUUACUAAAUUUUCUGCAACUGUCUCCCACAGUGACACAUAAUAAAAAAGCGGUCAAGCUGAUCAGACCUUAGAAGAGAUAUUUUUCCCAAAG